Molecule: messenger RNA, 1259 nt
Organism: Nelumbo nucifera (sacred lotus)
Lineage: Eukaryota; Viridiplantae; Streptophyta; Magnoliopsida; Proteales; Nelumbonaceae
Source: RefSeq, a predicted model, not a curated record
CCCAGUUCUCGCUUUAUGCUCCAUCCUUAUAAGUGAUGUCGCCGGGAAGAAGAAGAUGAGGGAGAUCAGAAGAGGAGGAAAGCGGUAGAAGAGCGGUGGCAGGAUGAGUAAUAAGAGAGUAAUGUCAAGGGAGAAAAAUAGAGACAAGGACGAGGUGGAGGAGCUGCUCCGAGCGGCGGAGGAGGAGAUGCUUCUUAAACUCAGCGUCAACUCUCACAUGGCACGUGCCUCCUCCUCUCCUCUCGACCGAGAUCUCGCCCAUCGAUUCGAGGCCCUCAAAAAGCCCUCUGCGCCUCCCGGAAUUACGAAGGUACGACUGCCGCCGAAGCAGCCGAUCGUGAAAACCAAAGAGGACGACGAAUUAAAUAGGAUUCUCGGAGCCGAUCUCUCCGCUAGAUUUGGCGCUCUCAAGGGUUCCUCUUCUUCUGUUACAGAAUCUCAAAUGAGUUCGGUGAGAUCCGACGGUGGUGAUGGCGUUGAUGACAAGGAAGACGACGAGGACGAGGAUGGGGCUUCUAAGAGUGAGGUAGAGAAACUGAUACAGUGGGCCAUGGACGCAGCUCGUCUCGAUCCGUCUCGGUCCGAUGACGAUGAGGAGGAAGAAGAAGAGGAAGAUGACAACGACGAAGAUAAAAGGGGGAAACAGCAGAGGAAGAAAUAGAUGUUCCCCUAAGAUGCCUCAGACGUGAUAAAAACCGUUCAGUUUUGAGUGUCAUCAAUGGCUGGUCGAUUUCAGAACUUCAUCGACCUGGGGUUUUCGUUAUAGCUGGAACUUGGUUGUAAUUGUAAUUUGAAGAACCAGUCUACAGGUUUUGGGGUUGCGACAUGGCAAUCAUACAUGAUGAUUGAUGAUCCGCCAUCAAUCCAAUUUGAUCGAAUUGAAUUAAACUAAUUUGGUUUGGUUCGGUUCGUCAAGUGCUCGAUUCAAGUCCCAAAUCACAACCUGCCCUGAGGCUCGGCGUGACUCAGGCUGGUUCUGAUUGGGCGUCUCUCCAGAUUCCUAUAUUGAGUUCAUGUUGUUCCCCCAUCUAUUAUUUAUCUGACUCUAGGGCUUGAUUUCAUUCACCUCUAAGGCUUAACUACUAGUUCCUGGAAGAAACAGGCUUCUGAAGUCCGUUUCCAGUGGCAUCUUUAUUCUUUUAGUGGUGUCUAUCUCUCUACUGAUUUCCCUGUAACGCUUAGUUUUGUUGAUUUAGCAAUUUUGUCGCUCAUACUGUUCUUGAAUUAGCAAUCAAUCGGUUCCCUGCUCAAUUGAUUAA